This is a messenger RNA of Anolis sagrei ordinatus, 4909 nucleotides long. The record is from RefSeq and is a predicted model, not a curated record. NCBI's taxonomy places the organism in Eukaryota, Metazoa, Chordata, Lepidosauria, Squamata, Anolidae.
CAUCAAAGCCCUCUUAACAGAGGACCAUCCAGCCUCUGCUUAAAAACUUGAAGAGAAUGAGACUGCAUCGGACUCUAUAUUACACUAAAGUUGGAAGGGACCCCCAAGGGCCAUCCAGUCCAACCCCUGACACCAUCAAAGCCUUCCCGACAGAUGGCCAUAUAGCCUCUGCUUAAAAUCCUACAGAGAAGGACACUCUAUCAGACUCCAAGGCGGGCUAUGUUACACUAAAGUUGGAAGGGAUCCCCAAGGGCCAUCCAGUCCAACCCCUGGCACCAUUAAACCCCUCUCAGCAGAGGACCAUCCAGCCUUUGCUUAAAAACUUGAAGAGAAUGAGACUGCAUUGGACUCUAUAUUAGACUAGAGUUGGAAGGGACCCCCAAGGGUCAUCCAGUCCAACCCUUGAUACCAUCAAAGCCCUCCCAACAGAGGGCCAUAUAGCCUCUGCUUAAAAACCUACAGAGAAGGACACUCUAUCAGACUCCAAGGCAGGCUAUGUUACACUAAAGUUGGAAGGGAUCCCCAAGGGCCAUCCAGUCCAACCCUUGACAUCAUCAAAGGCCUCCCGACAGAUGGCCAUAUAGCCUCUGUUUAAAAUCCUCCAAAGAAGGACAGUCUAUCAGACUCCAAGGCAGGCUAUAUUAUUCUAGAGUUGGAAGGGACCCCCAAGGGUCAUCCAGUCCAACCCCUGGCACCAUUAAACCCCUCUCAACAGAGGACCAUCCAGCCUCUGCUUAAAAACUUCAAGAGAAUGCAUCAGACUCUAAGGCAGUGUAUAUUACACUAGAGUUGGAAGGGACCCCCAAGGGCCACCCAGUCCAACCCUUGACACCAUCAAAGGCCUCCCAACAGAUGGCCAUAUAGCCUCUGCUUAAAAACCUUCAGAGAAGGACUGUUAUCAGACUCCAAGGCAGGCUAUAUUACACUAAAGUUGGAAUGGAUCCCCAAGGGUCAUCCAGUCAAAUCCUUGACACCAUCAAAGCCCUCCCAACAGAGGGCCAUCCAGCCUCUGCUUAAAAACCUUAAGAGAAUGAGACUCUAUUGGACUCCAAGGCAGUGUAUAUUACACUAGAGUUGGAAGGGACCCCCAAGGGCCAUUCAGUCCAACCCUUGACACCAUCAAAGGCCUCCUGACAGAUGGCCAUGCAGCCUCUGCUUAAAAACACCCACAAGUCCCCUUUCCGUCUUAAUUUCCCACUUCCCCAUUGUUCGAAGGAGUGGAUAGCAGAGAUUCAUGAUGCUUUGAUGUGGAAAGACAGUGCUCUUGAACCAUCUGCACUUUGCUUUUAAUCCAUGCUUCAUUUCCUGAGACCACCAACUAUAUUUUACCUACCUUGUCAAUGAACCCCAAUUUGAGUCAAAAAUUAAGGAAGCAAGACACAUCCGGGACAUAUAUAUAUCUUUGGAGAUGGGCAGGCUCACUAAAGCUGUCCUCUGGUGAAAAAUGAGGCCAUAGAGCAGAGGAAGGUGGCGCCUCGUGGACUUCGGUGGGUCCGCUCCGUGGCUGUUUCUGGGGUCCCUCCAUCCGCCUCUUCUGGGGCAGCGUCAUGCCCUCUCGCAGUGACUCCAGCUACUCACUGACCGCGCGCACGUCCCGCAGCUUCACUCACCUGCGUGUCCGCCGUGCUUGGCUUCAGAUCAUCCUGCUCUUGGGCUUCAUCCAGAUGGUCCUGGGGGUCCUGAUCGUGACCCUCAGUCUCCUGGUGACCACCACCGUCGCUCCACAGAACAGUCUCCGAGGCUCAUGCCCCAUCUGGGCUGGCUUUCCACUGGCAUUCUCUGGAGUAGUUGGCAUCAUUUCCUGGAGACGGCCUUUCUCCUCUGUUAUCACCUUCUUCACCCUCCUCUCGGUCCUGGGCAUCAUGCUGAGCCUGGCGGGCUCCAUCCUUUCCUGCCGACAUGCCCAGCAGGUCAAGGCCCAGGAGGUCUGCGAGCGGCUAAAGCACCAAGAAAACCUUGGGCUCAGGGACAAUUAUCGCCUGGACCCUCUGGGGAGACACACCGGUGACACUGUCCCCCAGCUGAACGUUGGCACAAACAGGAAUCGUUUCCCACAGAUGAUCUCCCCCACCGAGCAAAACAAACAGUGCAAUUCCGAAGCUUUCUGCAGAAAUAGUCCAGACCGAGUUCCCGAUUGUUCCAGACUUCUCUUGGUCAUCAAGGAUCUCCUCUUCAGUGUUUGCGGCCUGACUAUUUUUGCCAUCGUGGUGUGCACCCUCUCGGCCAUCAUGUGUUGCAUCCAGAUCUUUUCUGUGGACAUCCUCCAUGUGCUCUCUCCUCCGCGUUCCAGCUCCGUGACGUUGGACUGCACCUCUCCUCCAGACACUUUCUUGCCGCACAUGUUAGACCUGGAUGAAUUUGUGCCCCCGGUGCCCCCACCUCCAUAUUAUCCGCCAGAAUAUACCUGCAGUUCCGAGACAGAUGCCCAAAGUAUUACCUACAAUGGCUCCAUGGACAGCCCAGUGCCACUCUAUCCGACCGACUUCCCUCCCAGUUACGAAGCAGUCAUGGGACUUCACGGGGACAGCCAGGUGACGCUCUUUGACUCGCAGUUCACAGAUACCUCACAUGGCCCUUGCUCCUGCAACCGGAUCCCUUCUGUUGUGCUCAGCGGUGAAGCGGUUUCCGUGGGCAGCGGCUCCCUCAUUAUGUCCGAGAUCGUGGACAUCCCAGGGGAAAGCAGCCCCUCGGAGGACUCCUGCUUGUUGGAAGGCAGUGGCUCCGUCUGCUCCGUGGACUACGUCUUGUUUCGCUCCAUCCAGCGAAGCCGGGCUGACUACUGCCUGAGCGUGGACUGUGGCCAGUGUGGCCUGCACCCUCAGGGCCCCUUUGAGGAGAGCCCCCAGGCACGCCUGCGCGGGGAACGCUCCUACUCUUGCUCCACGCCUGGCACGGGCUACGAGGGCUUGCUGGACGUCAGCAGCACCUUGACGCACAGUUGCCACCGCCUGGAAGGGCUGGGCCACAGCGUAGGGCCCUGCUUCCCCGAAGUGCGGGUCAAAGCCAAGACCUCCUUGGCCGGGCGCAAAGGCACCGGGAGGCAGCGCCGGAGUAGCGAGACUUCUUCGUACCGGCUGCCUUCGGUCCAGUGUCCCUUGGUGCGGUCCCACAGUGACCCUGGGAUUACCAUGAACAGCGAUGCAGAAGGUGAUUUCCAGGAGGUAUUCUGCACCAAAGUGUCUGAGGACAACAGGUCCAACUCUUCAGCGGAUACAGGACCUUCUCUGGAGUCUUGCCAUUUGUACCUGUCCCUCCAUGGACCAGCCUCUCAAGCUCACCUGGCAGGGAAGGCCAAGCUGGAAGUACCACGGAAAGGGCCACUUCACCUUCCCAAGGCGACCACACGCUCCCUAGGAGACCUGAAGGCAUGCCGUGGGACCCGGGGUCUCAUGGCCCGUUUCCUGCACAGAUCCAAGCGCAACUUGGCCCACGCAGGGCUGGACACGGCUCCUCGCAGUGGCACACAGAGCCGCAAGCAGGUUUCCCGGCUGCGGAUCGAACACUCCUCUCCGGAGGGGAUCCACCUGCAGAGCUGUGGGGAUCUAAGCUCUACCUCAUCCUUGCGCCGCUUGUUAUCGGGCCGACGGCUAGAGCGGAGACGGCCCCGCAGCCUGAGCGGACUGGCCAGAGAGAGCAACCUGUGAAGUCCGAUGUGGUUGGCGCAUCCACCCCGCUCUCAGCCCUUCGUGGCCUUUGCCCAUGGACCGGAUACUGGGAAUAAGCAGAUCGGGAAGAAGCUUGUUUGAGACCUGGGCAGAGUGGAAAUAUGUGCAGUGCGUGUGUGUAUAUGUGUAUGCAUGCAGGAUCCGCUCUUCUGAAUUAUGCAAUGGCGACGCUGGCAAACCGUGGAGUCUUCUUAUGGAAACAACCACCCGAAACCAAAGAAUAGUUUUUCACUCCUCAGACCCUGGAGACUAGUGGUUGGUGUGCACUAGUGACUCCGACGCACGACUGAGAUGGCUUCUCUCGCACUCACAAUAUGCACGCUAAGAAGGGGCUCGCUCUUUCCACCCCAAUAUUCCCCACUCAUCGAUCCUGGCUCAUGCAAAGCACUGGCUCAUCCCACUUGUGGGUCUCUUCCACAUUACAUACUAAUCGCACUCAGAGCUCCCAGGCUCUGUCACAUAGGACUUUGGGAUUUGCAGUUUGUUGGGGAUCCAAAAGAACCAAAAAUCCCAGGAUUUCACAAAAGUCUACUUGUGUGUUAUAGUUGUGUCAUUGGAACACUGCCACGCUUACCUGGACAAAGGUGAUAGGAACAAACUCUUGUAUGCAGUGCUUGAUGGACAUCAUGUCAUCAACAGUCAACCCGAUAUUCCCAACCAAGAGAUGGACCGUCCCUACUCCUUGCCUCCAUCUGCUGCUCCAUCACCUUGUCCCUCGUUUCCUUCACCUAAUAUGCAACUUGCAACCUUCUGCACUUGUUUUUGAUACCUCACUUUAGCUGUGCCUUUGGUUGGCUGCUUCUUCUGACAAGGAAGGGAUAGGGCUUGGACUCGUUGGAUGUUUUGGGGUUCCUUUAUAAUAAAUUAGGACUUUCGGAAAGGUUGCUCAGAUCUGGAGAGUGUCAGUCAAUGUGAAGAACCCACGAAGCAUCGGAUCCAACUCCGUCUCGCAAUGGGACCGGUUCCUCAGGACCCGACUUCACUUCCUUCUCCUUCCUGAAUGGGUCCAAAGCUCUUUAGUACCGAAUGAAGCGUAUUCUCCUCUUCCUUGGAGGGAUGUAUAGAGGGUCCUAUGACUGUUAACCUCUGUAUUUCAACUCAAAAAUAAUUUAGAUUUCUACUUGGCAAGACACUGAAGCAAAUGGCCUUCUCUGGCACGCUGGGAGAAAGCUGACCACUGGUUGCCUGAGAUGCACAAAUACUUAUCUGAGAAAAACCAAAUAAAGCCAUAUCUAUACACUCGA